AUGAACAGGGGGGAGGAAAAAGAAAGAGCACUGAACAAGAUACAAGACAUGGAUCCCUUUCCCUGCGUGUGCGCCCGUGUACGGACACCUACUUCUAGGAGCCCCGGGUCGGAGCAGCCACUUUUAGGAGCGCACCUCCCAUUGGAUCCGAGCCGUCACCAAGAGUUCAGCCCGGCCCCGUUUCCAUGGCAACUAAUGGGCAUGACACACAUGAAGAGCGUCCUCAACAUGCUGUCGGGGCAGCGGCCGCUGGCGUGGGAGCUCACAGAGGCACAGAAACGAACUUCAUUUGGAACAUGCCAAGACAAGAGAAUUUUCCCCUUUUCUUAUGCACCAGACCGGUUAGGGAAUGAGCAUGUACCAGUUAGAGGUGAACCUCAUCGUGGACCUGGAGCUUAUAACCAUGGAGAAAGGACUACACUUCUGUAUCUCCUGGCUCACAGACCAGAGAGUACUAAAGGGUACACUAUGGGAGCAAGAACAACCCCACGUUUUGGAAUACCCAGCAAGCAUGUGUCUCCUUGCCCGACAACAUACCAAACAAUACGGAUCAAAGACCACAAGUACAAGCCUGGUACUGUGCCAUUUUGCAGUAACUCAGAACGAUUUUCAGAGCAGCUUCUGGACAAAGACUUUUUCCCUGGACCUGGAACUUAUGACCCAAACAAGAUGCCACACAGACAUGUCACCUGGCCAGGGAAAUUUGGAUCCCCAGAUUGGUCUUUAGUACCAACACCAGUGAAAAGAACUUUCAGAACUGAGUUGCUUUCAGACAAGGAAUUCAGGAAGCAUCGGAACCUUGUGGCCUACCUGAGCUUGUACUAUGAUGACUAA
This is a messenger RNA of Varanus komodoensis (Komodo dragon), 834 nucleotides long. It is a transcript of the gene CIMAP3, whose product is annotated as primary cilia formation. The record is from RefSeq and is a predicted model, not a curated record. Gene Ontology annotation, molecular function: cytoskeletal protein binding. The transcript has 7 exons. Gene Ontology annotation, cellular component: ciliary basal body. Gene Ontology annotation, biological process: regulation of cell projection organization. Lineage: Eukaryota; Metazoa; Chordata; Lepidosauria; Squamata; Varanidae. The coding region runs from base 1 to 834 and encodes 277 amino acids.